AUGCCUUUGUUAGAUAUUGCUACUGCACACCCUUGUUCUUGUUUUCAUAACAAUAUAUUAGCUGUUAAGUCUCAGAUUCAGUUUCGUAAUAAAUUUGUAUCUGGCAAUGAGAGGAGAUUGGCACUGUCAUUUUCUUGGAAAUCUUUCUGUAUUGGGGAAACAGUUAAAAAAUUUAACUUGGAGAGUGUUGGAGUAUGGCGGGGUGGAUUGAUGAUAAAGGCAGUUGCUACCCUUGAAUCCACUUGUGUAACCCGGAAAAGUGAAGAGGUGAAAGAGUAUCAAAACACUUGGGGGAUGAAUAUUGAUUCAAGAAACUUUAAUUCCUCCAUGUAUGAGCCACGAUCUUCGAGUGAGGACCCAACAGAAGUAGAUGAAAGGGAGAAGUUGAGGCGGAUGAGGAUCUCCAAAGCAAAUAAAGGGAACACGCCUUGGAACAAAGGCAAGAAGCACAGUCCAGAAACCCGGCAGCGGAUUAGAGAGAGAACCAGGAUUGCAAUGCAGGAUCCUAAGGUCAAAAUGAAGUUAGCUAACCUGGGGCAUGCUCAAAGUGAAGAAACAAGGAUGAGAAUCGGUGUUGGUGUCCGACUAGGGUGGGAAAAACGCCGUGAGAAGUUGACGUUACAGGAGACUGGCUUCUAUGAGUGGCAGAAUUUAAUUGCUGAUACUGCCAGAAGGGGUGUUCUUGGUGAGGAAGAAUUGCAGUGGGAUUCAUAUAAGGUUUUGAAUGAACAGCUUGAGCUGGAGUGGUUACAGAGUGUUGAACAGCGGAAAAGGAUGUCAAGGCCAAAGGGAAGCAAGAGAGCACCCAAGUCUGCUGAGCAGAGGAGGAAGAUUUCAGAGGCCAUCUCUGCCAAAUGGGCGGAUCCAGCAUACCGUAAUCGGGUUUGCUCUGCCCUGGCUAAAUUUCAUGGCAUACCAGAUGUUGUUGAAAGAAAGCCUCGUAGAAAACCAAGCGAAGGUGGUCAGACCAGAAAAAGAAGUCCCCCUAAAAAGAAGGUUAAUGAGAAAGAUAAUCUUUCGAAGCCUGAGAAUGAGAAUGAAAUUUUACGAAUUAGAUUGAAGAGAAAUAAUACACCUCUGUACAAGGAUCCUUUGGCAAGUUCAAAGUUGGAGAUGUUAAAGAAUAUCAGAACACAGAGAGCUGCUGCUGAAAACAAAAAAAUUGAAGCCGUUGCUAGAGCAAAGUUAUUGAUUGCUGAAGCUGAGAAGGCUGCAGCGGCCCUUGAAAUUGCUGCAAAGAGUAGCCCUCUUGCUCAGGCUUCCCUAGUUGAAACCAGAAUGCUUAUUGCUGAAGCAAUUCAGUCCAUUGAAUCCAUAAAGCAAGGAGAUCUAGUCUCCGACCAAUAUGACAGUAAUUUUCAGGCUUCAUCCAAAUUAGUACCCCAUUUUGAAGAGGAUAUAAGUGCAGAAAUCGUAAGUCCGAAUCUUUUUGAUCCAAGAAAAGUAAAUGGAGAUCAAAGCUCAUGGUCAAGCGAUAUUGAAGCUGGGGAUGUCGAGCUUGAUGUUUUGCGAGAUUUGCUGAAUGGAAAUGCGUCGAUGUCUUAUGACAAGGGUUUACUGAAAAUAGGGGGAAAACAUCUUAAAACUUCUAGUGAUUUUCCUCCUAUAGAGUUGAACAGCAUGACGAAGCACUCCAACUUCAUAAAACAGCUUGCUGAUGAUCCUAAACCAAUUGAGAUCGAUGGGUUGGCACAAAAACUACCAAACGGGUUGAAAUUUCAAUCUGAGAAUGCAGCACCUCCGAAACAAGUAACCGUAACCAAGAAAUACAUUGGUGGGAGGCUGGUUGAAGUUGCGGAAGAAAAAUAG
Molecule: messenger RNA, 1809 nt
Organism: Fraxinus pennsylvanica
Lineage: Eukaryota; Viridiplantae; Streptophyta; Magnoliopsida; Lamiales; Oleaceae
Source: the annotation of a GenBank genome assembly